Messenger RNA from Didymosphaeria variabile, 918 nucleotides. RefSeq lists its product as uncharacterized. The record is from RefSeq and is a predicted model, not a curated record. Gene Ontology annotation, molecular function: oxidoreductase activity. The transcript is spliced from 2 exons. NCBI's taxonomy places the organism in Eukaryota, Fungi, Ascomycota, Dothideomycetes, Pleosporales, Didymosphaeriaceae. The coding region runs from base 1 to 918 and encodes 305 amino acids.
AUGACUUCUCUAGAGAUCAGAGAUCACGACAUUCCCGACCUUACCGGGAAAGUUGUUGUCAUCACAGGCGCAGCGUCAGGCAUUGGUCUAGCAGCUUCACAUAUCUUUGCCGCCCGAAAUGCGACGGUUCACGCUCUCGACAUUACACUACCACAUAAAUCAGACCCAGGGAGCUCAUCAAAUGUCAAACAUGAUAUAUGCGACGUCACCUCCUGGUCAGAUUUAUCUACGAAAUUCAAAGAUAUUGGCCACAUCGACAUCGCCGUUGCCAACGCUGGUGUCAGCCAGGGAUUUGAUAUCACCGCUGAUACGUUCUCCGAGUCGGGCGAGCUGUUGGAACCCGAUUACAAAGUGCUUGACGUCAACUUGCGAUCCGUUGUCAAUUUCAUCAAGCUAGCGCUCUCAGCAUUUCGCAAGCAAGGUAAAGGGGGCAGAAUUGUCAUCACCUCAAGCGCAACGGCUUAUAGCCCGGAGCAUAGUCUCCCGGUAUACUCGGCCACCAAGCUCGGACUCAUCGGCCUAGUGAGAGCUCUAAGAAGUACGAUACCGCACUCUCACGGGGCCACCAUCAAUGCAGUAGCCCCGGCGGCGACAAUUUCGAGGUUACUACCGAAAGAUCUCGCCAAGCCCAUUAUGGAGGCUGGAGCACCGGUAUCCAAUGCGCACCAUGCGGGCUUGGCCAUAGCAUAUUCGGCCACCGCCAAGCAAGCUCGUCAAGUAGAGGGGUAUGGAAAGGACACGGACGAGAUGAUAUCCAGUAAAGGGCCGUGGAACGGUCGCGUCAUCCUGACCCUGGGAGAUACGUAUACGGAGUUGGAGGAACCUAUCGCCUCCUUGAGAACGAAGUGGUUGGGGCCGUAUGCCACAGAGAUGACAGCCUUUCAACAGACGCUGACUGAUACUCGGGGCAUCGCGUAG